Messenger RNA from Rubroshorea leprosula, 390 nucleotides. NCBI's taxonomy places the organism in Eukaryota, Viridiplantae, Streptophyta, Magnoliopsida, Malvales, Dipterocarpaceae. The record is from the annotation of a GenBank genome assembly.
CUAGUUCAAAGAAAUCUAGCCACACAUAUGUUUAUGUUCUCAACAGCCAUGAAAAAUAAAUCCCAGUAGAAAAUCAUAGUAAAAAAAAUCAGAAACAACAAAACCCAAACAAUGGAGAAUUGCAGUUUGCCGAAUGGUGUGCUGUUGUCCGGAAGCAAGGCUGGCGGAGAAGAAGCAAGACUGGUUGGUGUUGAACAGAGGCUGGGCGGCUUCUUUUCUUCCUCCAAUGUGCAGAGCAAUUUCACGUGGCUGUGGGGCUUCCUCCCAAUUAUGCUGGGUGGCAGCUUUUCCUCCAAUGUGCAGAGAAAUCUUGCGCAGCUGUCCUCUUCUCAAUUCUGCCGACUAGCAUAUAUAUAUAUAUAUAUAUAUUAAGAAAUUAGAAACCCUUCU